AUGAACCACGGAAACCACCUCGCCCACCUCGUCCACCGCCAAAUCCGCCGCGACCGCGCGGCGCGCCCCUCGGUGCACCACGUCCCCCGCCGCCUCCUCGUCCACCACCAAAGCCGCCACGGCCACCACCAAAGCCGCCGCGUCCACCGCCACCAAAGCCACCGCGAUCUCCUCCCCAUGCUCCUCCACGACCACCGCGCCCUGAUGGGCCGCCCCGACCACGCCCACCACCGAAGCCGCCCCGACCACCUCUUGGCUUUUCUGUAUGAGUCCACAGUUAGUCGGAGCCUGCACAAAAGCUGA
Phanerochaete carnosa HHB-10118-sp is the source of this 303-nucleotide messenger RNA. RefSeq lists its product as uncharacterized. Bases 1 to 303 code for a protein of 100 amino acids. The transcript has a single exon. The record is from RefSeq and is a predicted model, not a curated record. NCBI's taxonomy places the organism in Eukaryota, Fungi, Basidiomycota, Agaricomycetes, Polyporales, Phanerochaetaceae.